AUGGCAGGCUUUCCACCUCCCGGUGCCACAAUCCUCGGCGAUGCUGCCGCUGGGAAGAAGAUCGAUGAAGUCGGGAAGAAGAAAGUCGAUUACUUCAACCUCCCUUGCCCCAUUCCCUUCGAGGAACUUCAACGCGAAGCUAUCAUGUCUUUAAAGCCUGAGCUUUUUGAAGGGAUGCGUUUUGAUUUCACGAAAGGGCUUAACCCCAAGUUUUCGCUCAGUCACAGCGUUUUCAUGGGUCCCAUGGAACUACCUUCUCAAGGUGCUGAAACCCUUAAAAUUCCCACUGCUCAUUACGAAUUUGGUGCUAAUUUCAUCGACCCAAAGUUGAUGCUCAUUGGAAGGGUCUUGACUGACGGGAGACUAACGGCAAGGGUGAAGUGUGACUUAACUGAUGAUCUUAGUUUAAAAGCUAAUGCUCAGCUGUCAAAUGAGCCAAAUAUGUCUCAUGGCAUGGUCAACUUUGAUUACAAGGGCAAAGAUUACAGAACUCAACUUCAAUUAGGAGAUGGUUCUUUGUUUGGAGCUAGUUACAUUCAGAGUAUUACCCCACAUUUAUCCAUGGGUGGUGAAGUAUUUUGGGCCGGUCAGCAUCUAAAGUCUGGUGUUGGUUAUGCUGCUCGGUAUGAGAACGAUAAAAUGGUUGCGACAGGGCAAGUUGCUAGCACCGGUAUGGUUGCCAUGAGCUACGUCCAGAAGGUCUCAGAGAAGGUUUCAUUGGCAACAGAUUUCAUGUACAAUUACCUUUCGCGAGAUGUGACUGCCAGUGUUGGAUACGAUUACAUCCUCAGACAAGCUCGUCUGAGAGGGAAGCUAGACUCCAAUGGGUGUGCUUCUGCAUUCUUGGAGGAGCGGUUGAACAUGGGUCUCAACUUUGUCCUAUCGGCCGAGAUUGAUCAUAAGAAGAGUGACUACAAAUUUGGAUUCGGGCUGACAGUAGGGUAA
This is a messenger RNA of Linum trigynum, 945 nucleotides long. Lineage: Eukaryota; Viridiplantae; Streptophyta; Magnoliopsida; Malpighiales; Linaceae. The record is from the annotation of a GenBank genome assembly.